AUGAAGCCCUCCUCCUCUCGCACCAGCCUCCUCGCCACCUUCACCUUCACCUUCCUCAUCACCACCGUCUCCGCACAGGCCGGCUGCGUCUCUUCAGCCUCGGCCCUCGUGCCCGCGUGCGCGCAGUCCUGCCUGCUCUCGGCCAAGUCGUCCAUCGGGUGCACCGUCGAGACCGACUACGCGUGCGGCUGCUCGUCGUCGGCGGCGCUCGCCACCAACGCCGCGCUGACGCAGUGCGUGCUCAGCGCGUGCGACAACAACAUCGAGACGGCGCUGCAGGCCUCGUCGGGCGCCCAGUCCAUCUGCUCGUGCGUGGCCACCGCCGCCGCGGCCGCGCCGGCGCCGACGACGACGGAAGCGGCGGCGAGCAGCACACCCGAGGCGACGACUAGUAGCUCUGCGGCGGUGGGGAGCAGUGCGCCGGAGGCGUCGCCGUCGGCCAGCGCGCCUGAGGCUACGAGCUCCGCCGCCGCGCAACCCUCGACGCUCAGCACCGUCGCCUCGCCGCCCGGCACCGGCGGCUCGAGCGCUCCCCAAGGUGGUGCCAGCAGCGCGGCUUGUGCCAACCAGGUCACGGUUCUGAUGACGACGACAGUUACGACCACGGUUUCGGCUGGUGGUGGUGAGGCGGAGACGCCGGCGGCGACGACGACGCCGGGCGGUGAGGGCGGUGAAGGCGAUGCUGGUGGUGAGGAUGGCGCGAGUUGCAAGGAGUUGAGUGGGGUGGAUUAUUUGUGA
This is a messenger RNA of Diplodia corticola, 738 nucleotides long. RefSeq names its product cfem domain-containing protein. Lineage: Eukaryota; Fungi; Ascomycota; Dothideomycetes; Botryosphaeriales; Botryosphaeriaceae. The record is from RefSeq and is a predicted model, not a curated record. Bases 1 to 738 code for a protein of 245 amino acids. The transcript is spliced from 2 exons.